UGUCAACAGCUGCGGUUAACGCCCCUUUGCAGAUUUCGGUUUGUCGUAAAAUGUGUACAUUAAAUUUUAACAGCUUCUAUGCAUUUAUUAAGUUUUAUUUUGGGAAAUUAUUUAAAAGUCAAACAUUUUGGUUUAUAGAAAUAAAAAAUAAUCAUAAUAUGAGAGAGAAAAAAGAAAAAGUUUACGACAUUAGAACAAUUUACGACAGUUCUAGUCAUUUAGGCGUUUUAUCUCUCGACGUGCCAGGGCUUGUAAUUUUACUCAUCCGUGACUUGGAUGAACAUUAACGACGAUGUAAACAUUCGACAGGUGACCGCUUCUUUUGGUUUCAAAAAUGGGAUGAUUGAAUUAAGAAAGCUGCAUAUUCCUCAAUGGCCUCGGGAAAACCCAAAGCGAAAGAAAUCACGUCUGUGUUUGGGACGUUAGUGCGCGAGGCGGAGCCAGAGGAAUCUGGUGGACCAGCAUGUGUGAGGGUGAAGACAGUCAAGAAAUCCGGCAAAGAGGAAGAUGUUCAUGAAGAAAAUGGAGUUUUAUUCUGGGUGAACAAGAGUGGAUUUCCUAUCGAUAAUAAAACAUGGGACAGAAUGUGGGAGCAUGUGGCUCGCAUACAUCCAGAUGGUCAUGAUGUGACACACAAAGUACGAGAUAAAAAGGAUUUACCACCAGUUCCAAUUCCUCAGGCACCUACAAAUUUUUCUCCUUCUGUUCCGAUAUCCGAGAGACUGGAUAAAAUUCAGAACUAUAUGAGGACUCUUCAGUAUAAUCACACAGGAACACAGUUUUUUGAGAUAAGAAAAAACAGACCAGUAUCUGGCUUGCUAGAGUCUGCAAAGGAAAUGAUCAAAGAAUCUUUGCCCAUCAAAUGUCUUGAGGCUGUCAUAUUAGGAAUAUACUUAACAAAUGGAUUUCUGGGUGUGGAGAGAUUUCCACUGAGUUUUAAGAGUGUGUUUGGAGGAAAUGUCCACAGACAUGUAGUGCUGGGUAUCUACUAUGCUGGCAGCUAUGGAACAAUAGGCAUGAGUCGCAGGGAGGAUCUCAUGUAUAAACCUCUAGUAUUUAAGAGUUUGUCAGACCUUGUGUUUGAUUAUGAGAAGUCAUACAACAAAUUUAUGCAUGAUGUUAAGAAAGUCAAGGUCGGCAUGCCCAUUCCACAUGACCCUCACAGUUAUGAAUUCAUCAGCUGGAAGGCAGUGACCGUUAGUCCAAACAAAAUGUCGAAGAAAGAAAUGUCCAAAGAUCUGGAAAUGAUGGCCAAAGAAAUUAGAACAAGGGGUCAGGCUCAGUAUGACCUGCCACAGGUCAAACUGUAUUCAACAAGAUCCCAGGCUAAAUCCUGGACCAUAACUCUCCAGUCUCCCAGAAAAUCCUCUACAGAGGUCCCUAGAGAUCUCCGCAGCAGUCUACAGCAGGCCACAAAGAUAUACCGGGCAUACACAUCUAUUCCUUCCGACACGGGGACAAAAAAGAGGUCCCAGACCUCAGCUACUCUGGACUCCUCUGACUACCAGCUCCGUAUCUAAACACCAGACAACACCAGUUCUACAGUCUACAGUUAUCACCAGUUCUACA
This is a messenger RNA of Saccostrea cuccullata (small rock oyster), 1569 nucleotides long. RefSeq names its product tubulinyl-Tyr carboxypeptidase 2-like. The transcript is spliced from 11 exons. Gene Ontology annotation, cellular component: cytoplasm. Gene Ontology annotation, biological process: regulation of angiogenesis. NCBI's taxonomy places the organism in Eukaryota, Metazoa, Mollusca, Bivalvia, Ostreida, Ostreidae. The record is from RefSeq and is a predicted model, not a curated record. Bases 372 to 1520 code for a protein of 382 amino acids.